UUAGAGAUACUUCUCCCCCUCUGACGCAUGCAACCCGUUCGACAACUAAAGCAUGAUGCAGCAACGUGUUAGACCAAUCAAAAAUUUGUAGUAGGCUGCCUGCCCUCUUUUUCCUAGCAGUCCAAAGCGAGAGCUGUACGUGAACAGGUCGUGAGCGGUGGAUCCACCGGCGAUUUCAGAGGCCGCCGAAGCGUAAAUUACUUUAAUUUAUUUUUUUAAAUUCUUCUUUAGUAAAUGCCUAGGUAAUUCAAAAUUUUAAUGAAUAAUAAUGUUUUUCUAAAUUUGAUCUAACAAGUAAUGGAAAACACGAUAAUUAUUUAGUUUUUUUUUUCCCACGUGCACAUAUUUUUUUAACUCACUCCACUCCAGAAAACUAGUGUAUACUUGGUUUAGUGAAAAAGUUGUGUGGAAAAUUUAUCUGAAAUUAUAUACGAUGUAUCGUCAGGCCAUUCUGCAAAUUCUCCCUAAAUGGCAUUUUUGGAACAACAGAGUAUGUUUUUCUCAUAUGAGACUUAAGGAGAAGUUUCAGAAGACCUUAAAAGUUAUCAAGGAAAACAACAGAGCUCAAAAAUUCUGUGGUAUUCUCAUAAACGCUAAAGAAGUCACUCAAGAAUCUAAUUGUAUCUCUCUUCACCCUCCCGUAGAAUAUUCCCUGAACAAAGAUGAGUUAGAAGCUCAUUCAAUUAUCUGUGAGCUAAAAGAAGUCAUUCAUAAAGAUAAGCCUGAAUAUAUUCUAAUUGAUACGAUCUUAAAAGCACUUAGAAAUAGCUCUAAUGAGACACGUCAGCAGCUUAUUUCACUUCUUUUUAGUAUUGAUACGGUUAAUUUCCUGAAUCCCAAGAGCCAGAGUUCAAAAGAAUACUUAAAAUAUUUUAUAAGUGAUGUUGAAUGCUUUUUUAGAAAUGCAAAUAAGUUAAAUCUUAAUGGGAUUUUAGAUACACGAGGAGCUUUAAAAUUGGUUGAAGCUAGAUUAUUUGAUCAUUAUGAGGGAAAUAUUUUAAAUGAUGGAACAAUCUCUAUUCGGCAUUCAAUCUGUUAUCUGCAUUCAAUAGUUACCAAUCUAAUUUUUGAGGAAGGUAAGCAUUCUGAUGAUCAUAAUAGAGAAAUCGAAGCUUUAAUGUCUGAUGCUGUUUCACUAAUUUCAACUAGGUUGUUACUACUGAACAGUGCCUCAAAAUCUAUUAUAGAGAAAUGUUUAUUGGCACGAAGAUCUUCGCUUGCUAUUGAUAGAGAUGAUUUUGAUCUCGAAAAGUUUUAUUUGCGACAGUUUAGAGAUUGCUACAAUUUUUUGGACGUGGUAAAUAUGAACUUUUUUGUAAUUUUUUCUUUAAAAAGUGACUAUGUUCUUGAACAUUGAUAUUUCGUGUACCGU
This is a messenger RNA of Parasteatoda tepidariorum (common house spider), 1372 nucleotides long. The record is from RefSeq and is a predicted model, not a curated record. NCBI's taxonomy places the organism in Eukaryota, Metazoa, Arthropoda, Arachnida, Araneae, Theridiidae.